AUGACUCUCUCUGCCGGGCGCGGCCGUUGGCUGGGCCUCCUCUUCCUCUCGCUUUACGCGUCCACCAGCUCGGCCGACAGUAUCCUUCCCUCGUCGGCCUCUUCCUCAUUCCCCGAAUGUGGUCUCUCCUGUACGGCCCUGACUCAGGCUCAGAGUAGCUGCGAGUCAGCCGCCGAAUCGACCUGGGUCUCCUGUUUCUGCCAGUCUUCUCUCCUCACCGGUCUCAAGACUUCCGGCAGUCUAUGCUCCUCGUGUACCUCGUCCUCCGAUCAGUCUCUGCUUUCGACCUGGUAUAACAACUAUUGCAACUCUGGUGGCACGGAUACGGGCAGUUCGACCAGCAGUACCACCAGCGCCGGCACUGCCACGGCUACUAAUUCGGCUUCAACGGCCAGCACAACGGCCGGGAAAAGCACGAGCAACACUUCGGCCGCGGAUGAAAAUAAGUCUUGGUGGAGCACCCAUUACCAAUGGGUGAUCAUGCUGAUCGUUCUCGCGAUCGGCUUUGGUGCCAUCGCUGCCGGUGGUGUCUGGCUCAAGCGCCGCUACGACGCGAAACGACCUGGCCUGUAUCACGGUGGAAGUGCAGCGGGCAGUUCGGGCGUCCUGAGUGGAAAUCCCGUCUCCAAUUCUAAUUCGGGAGUCUUGAGUCCCCCUCCGCCGGCUUGGGCGUCGUCCCCGGGGCCUAAUCAAUCGCAGUCUCUGGCGAGUAGCUCGCGGACGGAUAUUGCUGCUACUCGUGGGAAUGCACCUACGCCUGGUAGUCGCACCCGUCUACCUAAGCAAGGGCAGACGGAAGGGGAUGUCGAGAUUCGACAGGUCUCUCUGCGGCAAUAA
Penicillium cataractarum is the source of this 837-nucleotide messenger RNA. RefSeq lists its product as uncharacterized. The record is from RefSeq and is a predicted model, not a curated record. Lineage: Eukaryota; Fungi; Ascomycota; Eurotiomycetes; Eurotiales; Aspergillaceae. The coding region runs from base 1 to 837 and encodes 278 amino acids. The transcript is spliced from 2 exons.